This is a messenger RNA of Sphaeroforma arctica JP610, 183 nucleotides long. RefSeq lists its product as hypothetical. The record is from RefSeq and is a predicted model, not a curated record. The transcript has a single exon. Lineage: Eukaryota; Ichthyosporea; Ichthyophonida. The coding region runs from base 1 to 183 and encodes 60 amino acids.
AUGGAAUCCCACAAUGAAUUUCUGGAACUGAAGAGAUGUUAUGAGGGAUUUCCACGUAAGAAAGAGACCAAGAAGCAGGAUUCUGGAGACGAGCAACCUGAUAAAGGAAUAGAAACUAUAGAUGAAGGAGAUGAUGAUCAUUCUGAUGACGACGCAGCGAUGGUUUACCGAUUUGAUCGAUAA